Messenger RNA from Sinocyclocheilus anshuiensis, 1644 nucleotides. Its product is annotated as troponin I, fast skeletal muscle-like. The transcript has 9 exons. Gene Ontology annotation, biological process: skeletal muscle contraction; cardiac muscle contraction. NCBI's taxonomy places the organism in Eukaryota, Metazoa, Chordata, Actinopteri, Cypriniformes, Cyprinidae. Bases 106 to 642 code for a protein of 178 amino acids. Gene Ontology annotation, cellular component: troponin complex. The record is from RefSeq and is a predicted model, not a curated record.
UAUGCCUACUUAUCACGACCGUAGCCCGUGUCUCGUUUUGACAACCAUCUGUCUCUAGAAGACGUUCCUCUGUUCUUCUAGAAAGGUGCGAAUAAACUCUUGGAAAUGUCUGAAAAACGAAUGUCUAGCAGUAAAAAACACAGCCUGAAGGGCUUGAUGCUCCAGGUUGCAAAAGAGUUACUGGAAGCAGAGGAGAUUGAGAAGAAAGAGGAGAGGAAGAGAUACAUGGAAGAACAUUGUCCUACGUUGUCAAACCCAAGCUCCAAACAAGAACUACAGGAGCUCUGCAAAGAGUUACAUGCAAAAAUCGAAGCUGUUGACGAGGAGAGAUAUAUUUUAGAGCACAAAGCCAUCAUGGUUGUCAAUGAGGUUAAAGACUUAAACAUCAAGAUCGUCGACCUGAAGGGUAAGUUCAAGAAGCCUCCUUUGAAGAAAGUUCGCAUGUCUGCUGACGCUAUGCUUCAAGCUCUGUUGGGAUCCAAGCACAAGGUCUCCAUGGACCUGAGAGCCAACCUCAAACAAGUCAAGAAGGAGGUCAAAGAGGAGGAUAAAGAACUGCGUGAUGUUGGUGACUGGCGUAAGAACAUCGAGGAUAAGGCUGGUAUGGGUGGCAGGAAGAAGAUGUUUGAAUCUGAAGCGUGACGAUGUUGAUGAUGAGUAUUCCACCAUGAUUUUUUUCAUUGGCUUGGAUCUGAAUAAAAUGUACUACUUAAAGGUUUUGCAGGAACGGUUCAGUGGACAGUUCAAUUUAUAAUCCAUAAAAAUGCCAGUCAAAACUUGAAUUGUUCUCUUGAACAAUGAAGUGUUCAGUUUGUAAUUCUAUACAGAUUGACCGUUUGCCAAAAUUAUGUUUUUUUCCUAAAUAAAUAACCCAACUGUAAUAAUUGUUGCUUCCUGCUUUUUAAAAAAUGUUUUCUUUGUUUUAUAAUCUUUUUACCUAGAAUUGUAACCUUUACCUUGUUGUAUUUUUAUUUAUUUAUUUGAAUUGCUUAAAGUGAACAAGGAAUCAAAAUCAACCCUAUUUACGUUCUUUAUAGACAUUCUUGGUCUUAUUGUGAUCAAUUUGUCGAUGUUAAAAUGACUUUCCUUUUCGGUUGACGUCUUAUUUUUCAGUCCCACAAACCACCUAAUACAACUUUUUAUAUCUCAUAGACCCACCCUACAUUUUUUCACAUUGAAUAUCCCAUUUCCCUUUGAAAUCCGCCACUAUUAUGAACGUGAACUGGGUUACAAACAAGGUUUCAUUUUGACUUCACACAAUUUUUAUAAUUCAGUGUAACAUCAAAUCUAAAUCAAGUACUGCUUGUUUUGUCUUCAAGGUAAGAUUCCUCAUUUUCUUGUCUUUAUAAGGUUAAUAUUCAGCACGAGGUUAAAAUAUAAUUAGAAUAUUUUAUAAUUCUUGCAGAAUGAUGUCCAGUAUAUGUCUUGAUGGAUCAUUGGGGACUAAAAAUGAAGAAGAUAGAUGGAGAGUUGGUGAAGUCUCUAGCGAUAUCUGCUGGUCAUAGUGGAAGCUGCAGUGUCUGUAAAUGGGAAUCGAGUAGUAUUUGUGUGGUCAUGUGAUCUGAACAUGGCAGCCACCAUGAGGGGGCGACCUACCACUUGUACAAUAAACAGCUACUCAUGUGACUGGAGUCUUCUUCUCCU